AUGGCCGAACCUACCGUUGUCUUCAAGCGAACUAAGUCCAAACAUGCGCAACGAGCGCGCGUAUCCACACCGGAUCCGGAUGCAGCAUCUGCCAAUGGAGGGAAGGCUGAGGAGGAGGUAGAAGAGUCAGUGACAUCUAUUGCUGCCAAGUUGAAGAAGAGGUCCAAAACGCGUGCAAAGCCAAAGACCGCUCUAAGCUUCGGUGGGGAAGAAGAGGAGGGCGGCGAGACAUUCAAAGUCAAGAAGGGAGCAUUAAGCAAGAAUCUGAUGUUGUCGAAGGGUGUAGGAACUGCACUGCCUGAGCUUGAGAUUCCGCGACAUCCCACUGGACCUACCUAUGACGCGGCAUAUCUGUCCCAGCUCAAGGCGAGCACUCCUACUGCUCGUCCUGCUCUACCCACCGAUGCGUAUGAUGCGGAUGUCUCCAUGGAUGUGGACUCGUUUGCGCACCUCUCAGCUCUGAGUGCCAUCCCGGACGAUACAGCCGAGACAGCUAUUCCUUCUGCUUCGUCCAUCCUUGCAGCGAAGCAGAAGCGUGAACGUCUGCGCGCCAACAAGGGCGGCGAUGACUACAUCUCCCUCUCGCUUUCCAAACGGGAUGAUUUCUCACAAGGACCGCACCCAGAGAGCAGGCUGGUGAGGGAAGAAGACGAGCUUGGCGACGCUGACGAUGAAUUCGCCGAGUACACCAGCGCAAAAGAACGCAUCGCUCUAGGAAAAAAGUCAAGGAAGAAAGAAGCACAGAAGCGCCGAGAAGAAAUGAACGAGAUGAUUGUGGAUGCGGAGGAUGAAGAUGAAGAGACCAAAGAAUGGGAGCAAGAACAGCUCCGGCGUGGUGGGCUGCGCGCACAGGCAAUAGAACCAGUCGCGAAACCAGUGUACAAACCUGCACCAAUACCUCCUGUUACUCCAAUACCCACUAUGGGCGCUGCCAUCGCCCGACUAACACAGAGCAUGAGCGAACUGACAACGUCGCACGCACAACAUUCUACCUCCCUAACCAAACUUGGCGAAGAGCAACGCAUUCUCGAACAGCGAGAGAAAGAGAUGCGCGAGAUGAUCGCGAAAGCAGAGGAGAAACGCAGCUGGUUCUCCGCCUUCCGGGACUGGAUCGAGAGCGUAGCAACGUUCCUCGACGAGAAGUUCCCCCCUUUAGAGAAGCUCGAGAACGACCACAUCUCGCUCAUCAAAGAGCGCGCCGACAUGAUCGCCCAAAGGCGGCGCGCCGAAGACGCCGACGACCUCGCCCUCUUCUUCGGUACUCCGCCCUCACUCCAGCGCCCUCCCACCGACGAACUCGACGAGCUAGGCCGCGCCGUCCCCUCCGUCAACUCUCCCGCGGCUCGCGCGAACCGCGCCUCCGCCCGCGCGUCUCGGCGCGUCCUUCGUCGAGCCACGAACCAGCAGCGCGCGCAGGAGGAGCAGGAGGGCUACUCGACGGACGCGUCCCUCCCUCCUGCGGACGCGGAAGAUUACCGUAUCGCAAUGGGGCAGCUGCUAGCGGAUGCCAAGGAGAUCAUGGCGGACGUGAAGGCGGAGGAGUUCAAGGACCCGAACGCCGGCUUGGGCAAGUGGUUCGGGGAGUGGAGGACAAAGUUCGGGGACAUCUACACCGGAGCGUGGGGCGGGCUCGGGAUGGUGGGCGCCUGGGAGUUCUGGGUGCGGCUGGAGAUCCUCGGGUGGAACCCGCUGGAGCGUCCAAGAAGCCUCGAUUCGUUCCACUGGUACGGGUCCCUGUACAAGUACUCGCGCCCGUCUGAGGACGACGAAGACGACGAGCCCGAGCUGGGCCCCGACGGCGACCUUGUCUCGGCCAUGAUCACAACAGCCCUCAUCCCGCGGGUCUGCCGUAUCAUAGAGAGCGGAGGGCUCGAUCCAUACUCGGCGAAGGAUAUCAGGCGCCUAAUAGACCUGUCGGAAGAGAUAGAGGUCUCGGUAGACAAGCAGAACCAGAAGUUCGAGCUGCUCCUGAAGUCCGUCUACACCGUCUUCAACACCGCGAUCACAGAGAUCGAGACGACCCUCGCGCCCUUUAUUGAGCUGAACCAGCCUCGCUUCGACCCACAAGCGAUCCCUGCCCGCAGGCGUGUCCUCGCACGACAGUACAAGCUCCUGCGCGACUUGCUCCAGUGGCGGAAGCACGCAGGCGAUCGCUACGGGCUUGGCAACCUCACGACGCGGUUGGUGACAUCUAGCAUGCUCCCCGUAGCCGAGAGCGGAUGGGAGGUCGGCGGCGAGGAGAUGAUGCGCAAGGUUGCGCAGGCCCUCCCGGCGGAGCUCGUGCCUCCGUCGCUCCAAUCGCUGCGCGCUGCAUGA
Molecule: messenger RNA, 2316 nt
Organism: Dichomitus squalens LYAD-421 SS1
Lineage: Eukaryota; Fungi; Basidiomycota; Agaricomycetes; Polyporales; Polyporaceae
Product: GCFC-domain-containing protein
Exons: 10
Coding region: 1-2316 (771 amino acids)
Biological process (GO): mRNA splicing, via spliceosome; spliceosomal complex disassembly
Cellular component (GO): nucleus; U2-type post-mRNA release spliceosomal complex
Molecular function (GO): DNA binding
Source: RefSeq, a predicted model, not a curated record